This is a messenger RNA of Lactuca sativa (garden lettuce), 522 nucleotides long. Its product is annotated as secreted RxLR effector protein 161-like. Lineage: Eukaryota; Viridiplantae; Streptophyta; Magnoliopsida; Asterales; Asteraceae. The record is from RefSeq and is a predicted model, not a curated record.
AUGACGGGAGACUCGAAGGUGAAGGUUCCCAUGGCGUUUGGUACUAAGUUAACACCAUCUCUGGAAAAGCCUGUUGUUGACGUGACUCUCUAUCGUCAAAUGAUAGGAUAUAUCAUGUAUCUAACUGCUAGUAGACCAGAGAUUAUGUUUUCUGUCUGUUAUUGUUCCAGGUUUCAAGCUAAUCCUAGAGAACCUCACAUGGUGGCAGUGAAGAGUGUUUUUCGCUAUUUGAAGCGAACCUCGUCACUCAGUCUCUGGUAUCCAGCAAAAUCCGGGUUCUUUGUUCAAGCCUUUUUUGAUGCUGAUCUGGGUGGAUGUUGUCUAGAUAGAAAGAGCACAACUGGAGGAUGUCAGUUCCUUGAUGGUAAACUUGUUAGCUGGCAGUCCAAGAAGCAAACAUGUGUGUCUCUCUCAACAACCGAAGCUGAGUACAUAAUUGUUGCUUCAUGUACCUCACAAGUAGUCUGGAUACAAAGUCAACUUAAAGACUAUGGGCUGAGUAUGAAGAAGAUGUUGGAUUAA